Messenger RNA from Macrobrachium nipponense, 3167 nucleotides. RefSeq lists its product as uncharacterized. The transcript is spliced from 2 exons. The record is from RefSeq and is a predicted model, not a curated record. Lineage: Eukaryota; Metazoa; Arthropoda; Malacostraca; Decapoda; Palaemonidae. Bases 136 to 3033 code for a protein of 965 amino acids.
UAGGUAGUGCUAAGUCAGUGGUGCUUUCCGCUUUGAAUGAAGAGGUCGCGCUCUACUUCUUUCCAGUUUUCUGCUGUUAUUUCGGAAAAUUUUACUGUAUAUUAACCCGUAAUAUUCACCUGGAACUGCGCAAUAAUGCCGUUUAUGUGCUGUGUACCAAACUGCAAAGGGAAUUACCGAAAUGGACCGAAAGUGAGUGUGUUUUCAUUCCCAAAUAGUGAUGAAGAAAAAGCAAAGUGGCUGCAGGCAAUCAAGAGAGCCCAGUAUGUUCCUAACAAGAAUAGUAGGGUGUGUGAGCUACACUUCAGGUCUAACGAUAUUGAAUCCGAGACAUCCUUCUUCGAUGGGACAACUGGGAAGAAGCUCACAGCAAAGUUGAAAAUCCCAAGGCUGAAACAUGGUGCAAUCCCUUCCAUACUUCCAAACUGUCCAGCUUACUUGUCUUCAUCUACUACUUCAAGAGAGUCGCCUGGUGAAAGACAAAGGCGAAAAGAAGAGCAGGCACUACAGGCAACGGUGUUGCAAAGUAAAAUUGAAGAAGAACACCAGCGAAGCUCAAGGCAAUUUUUCAAUGUCAGUGAACUAAAAAAUAAGCUAGAUUUUUUGGACACAUCAUACUGGAGUGUUGUAAGUAAGGAUGAAUCACUGAUAAUAUGCAGAAUAAUCGAGUCCCCACACCCUUCCAUAAUCCGGUCAGUGACAAUUAAAGAGAACUGUAAUAUUAAUAUGUUUAUAAAUGAUGUUCAGUUGAAAAUGCUUGGAAAUCAUAAAGUCCCUGUAGUUGUUAACGAUACUUCGGAUCUUGACCUCUUGUUGAGUAAAUUACGAAUGACUGACGUAAGGGAGCAGAAAACAGCAAAACCUUGUAACAUUGUUACUAUAAUUCAUUUGGUAAUUUCACUACUAUCAGUAAUCAAAGAAGAGUCAUUUCAGCAUUUCAGUGCACUUCAGUUUGUUUGUGAGCAAUUAAAUUUAAUGACAAUGAACAGAUGUGAAUAUUCUGCAGAACUGUUGGUAUUUUCUUCAUUGUUUUACAACAGUUCUCCAAAGGGUUACAGAUUGUUAAGGGAAAAGAAUUUUCUGAUACUGCCAAGUUACUCCACAGUCAAAAGGAUUUUCUUGUCAAAAACUUUCGGGCCUGAUUCUGAACAAAAACCCUGUAAUUUCCUAGUAUAUAUUAAAAACAGAUUUAAAACACUUGAGGCAGUUGAUGCAAAGGUAACGCUAAUGGUGGAUGAAAUUCACAUAAAGCCAUAUUUUGAUUACAAAUGUGGAAAUAUUGUUGGGGCAGCAUUUGAUACUGUUGAAGCUGCAACAAGUGCAUAUGUCUUUAUGAUUAGCAGUGUCAUGUCAAAAUUUAGGGAUGUUGUACACAUCAUUCCAGCAAAAUGUAUGAAAGCUGAUGUUCUCCAUACCAUUUUGAAGAAAGUUAUUGUUGGUUUGGAGGAGAUAGGUUUCCAGGUUAUAUGUGUCAUAACUGACAACAAUGCCAUUAAUGGUAAGGCUUUAUCACUGUUUGCCAAGCCACCAAAAUUAUCAAUAGUAUAUCCACACCCAGUAGAUAGUAGUAGACCACUCUUUUUCAUGUUUGAUUCUGUUCACUUACUCAAAUGCAUCAGAAAUAACUGGCUAAAUCAAAAAGAUGUAGAGAAAACUAUGAGGUAUCCUGAAUUUUCAUCAGAUGGAGUUUAUUAUGAAAAUCACAAAACUCAGUUGGCUCCUUUUAAAACUUUGCAAAAACUGUACACCCAUGAAGCAGAAUAUUUACUGAAACAUUCAUAUAAGCUAUCAGUAAAAGCACUCUCUCCAUCAGUUUUGGAAAGGCAAAAUGUAAAAUUGGCCAUGCAGAUUUUUAAUGAAUAUGUUGUGGAAGCACUUUUGAGUAUUGGCAAGAAACAUUUCUUAACAUGCUAUUCUACUGUUGCAGACUACAUAAAGAUUAUUCACACAUGGUGGACAAUAAUGAAUGUGCAUGCACCCAACAAGGGUGAUAGAACAAAAAAUAUUUAUUCUGCUCCAUUAACCACUUCUACUGAUGAUGAAAAAAUUAAAUUCCUUAACAACUUUGGGAAUUGGUUAGAAGCAUGGGAAAAAAUGGAGUCUAUAGGUGGAAAACUCACACGUGAAACUUUCACAGCUCUAAAGCACACUACUCAUGCCAUUACAGAAAUAACUAAUUACUGUACAUCAGAGCUAAAUAUGAGAUAUAUACUUACUGCCAAAUUUCAAACUGAUAAAUUAGAAUCUAGAUUUGGUCAAUAUAGGCAACUUUCAGGUGGUAAUUACAACAUUUCUAUUAGACAGAUAUUUGAGUGUGAAAAAAAGAUUCGAAUAAUGUCAGUGUUGGAGAGGAAUUUGACAAUUAAUGACAAGAAAAUUGUACUAAGGGAUUUUCAAACUAAUUGGGAAGGACUGGAAAAUAUAUCGCAUUCAGAUGAGGUAGAUCGGUUCGACAUAACUUUAACAAAAGAAGAUUUUGAAAAAUGCAGCAAUAUCUUGCCAGUAAUAGUUUAUGUAGCAGGCUAUUGUUGCUAUGCAGUUUUCAAAAAAAUGAACUGUGAUUGUUGUAAGGGCAUGCUAACUUGCAACACUGAAAAUGAUGUGCAUGAAAAUUACAAGUAUAUUGAUGGUAUCAGCAGAGGCUUCCUGAUGUACCCAAAUCCUGUAGUCACAAAUAUUGUUAUGUACAGUUACAUUGUUAUUGACAAAAUGGUCCAGAAUGAGUCUUUUCACAAAAUUGCUAAUCAGAGAGUUGUGGGGAGUGUCUUGACGUACAACAAAUUAGCUGAUGAUGAAGCACUACUUCCAAUGGAUUCAUGUGAUGCUGGUCAUAAUUCAGAAAAAUUAGAGAAAAUGAUAAUAUGGUCAGCAACUAAUGUCCUUCUAAACAACUACUGCUCAAAACAAAACAAUAUCCUCUCUGAAAAUAAGCUUAUGAACCAAGGGAAAAAGAGAAAACUGCAAACACUGACAGAGUCAAGAAAUAAAAAAACAAAUAUGUCAAAUGCGUCAGGUAAAGAAAAUACACAGUAAGAUCAGGUGUGUUGGUAAUUGUGAAAAGAAUUGUAUGUUGGUUCAUUUAAAAUUGUUAGAAAUUUUUACUAUUUUUGUUAAUGGAUUUUCUUUUAUAAUAAAAUCGUGUUAGAAUGAUUCUGGUUAUUUACUAU